CCUCGUCGUUUCUCGAUCUCCGUCCAUGUCAUGAUGAUUGCCCUACCGCCUUCAGUGUGGAUUGUUGGUUUUACCAAGUUAGCUCUUCCAGUAGCACGGUCUGACUUUGUGUGCCGAGUGCCACUCUACAUGAAUUUUGGAAUUAUUCGCGUGCGACUUCGCAGGACAAGAACCAUGGUACUCAAUGAGGAACAGUUGAGCCUGGCUCAAGACGCUCACUCAAUUCUCGCAAAGUUUACCGUGUCUGUAAACGAGGCGGAGAAUUUGGACCUCAACUACGACCUCAGUGGAAAGUCGAAUGUGUCUUUUUACAGCACACCUUCGACGGUUUUUUCUGAGUUGAGUGCAAACUCUGCUGGAAACUCGCCCUCUGCAAGUAGAUUCAAACCUACCGACCCCUUCUCUGAGUUGCAAAUUAAUCCUAAAAAUGCCCGCUUCUGUUGCCUCUUUCUCAUUAUCAAGCAACCCGAAAUGAGUUUCGAUGAAGCCGCCUCCAAAGACUUAGUUACUUGGGCCAAGGAGCGCGACUACUAUCUACAACGUGCGGCGUCAACAUCUGGAGAAGGCAACAGUCUCCUUACCGACCCGCCUCCUCCUCCUCCUUCCUCUCGUAACGAGCCCCUUAGUCUUCAAAGUGGCAUCUGCCCUCGUUAUGGCCUUGAUCUUUCCUCCCUUCCCACAGAGGAAUGGAGAGGGCGUCUUGUUCGUCCCAUUACCCUGCCUUCCAAAGAUCCGGGGGGUUACACUGUGUCAGGUCCCAAUAAAACGGGUCUCUGUGGCUCCAGUCGCGUCCAUCCGGAAAUGCUGAAAAAUCUGCCCGAGGAAAUGCAAAAUCGUGGACGCACUUCUUUCUUUGAUUAUUACCUCUUCAAGCAUGGACGUUUGGUGAAUUUGGUGCAGAAAACUCGUGGAUUGGAUCCUUCAUUGCCUUUGGCUACCGUUACGAGGAUAUCCAGGCACCAGAAUGCCGCUAAUGUGGCGGCAGGAGCCUGUGCAACGAAAAAGGAUGAAAUUAAGUUUGUCGAAGAUCGCUUGCCUCAACUUUGUGUUGUUCAUCCCCUCAACACCUGGCUAUGGAUAACAGUUUGCCUAACGCCAAUAGUGCUCCAUCAAGUCUACAGAUGCCUGUCAACAAUGGAGUUUUCCAAUCGUCUGCGCGAGUUGAUCUACACCUGUGGUGGUGGUGGUGAUGGUGGUGGUGGCGUUAAUGCAUGGUCCUCCUCAAACCCGGAAAUUCUCUUUCCUGAAGGCAAUUUUCUUAUGCCCGAUCGGGAAUCGGUUUCACCAUGUAAUACGCCCCUCUUCAGUAACUGCAUCGUCAAAGUGGAAGGUUGUGGGGAUAACUCGCCUUCUGGUUGGAGAUUCAAGGAACCCUGUCCGGUAUUCACUUGUGAGGAGGAAGAAGAUUUAGACCGCCAGGUUUCAAAGAUAUCUCAGCCGAAGAAAGAUGAUAUGGAAGUGCCGUCAUUAGCCAGUCUUCAGGAAGCCUUCACCUCGGUCAAUGCUAAUGAGGCAGUUAACUUGGAAAGAUUAGAGCUGCUAGGUGACUCCUUCCUGAAAUUCGUUUCGAGUCUGUACAUUUUCGCAACAUCGCCGCCCACCACAGACGAGGGCCAGUUGACCUAUGCCCGAGUGGCACACAUUUCAAACUCCAAUCUUCACCGAAUCGCCGUUAGUCAUGGUCUCUUCCGAUAUCUCGCCUCUAGCGCCUUUAAACCGGGUGUUAUGUACAUCCCACCUUACUAUUCGUUUGUGGAUGAGCAAUAUGCUCGCGAGACUCAUGACCUACGUCAGUUUGUGAAAAUCUAUGACAAAACCAUUGCCGAUUCAAUGGAGUCUCUUUUGGGAGUUUGUUUAUUGACUAUGGCCCCGCCAAGAGUUGCCCUUCUCUUGCGAUUAUACUGCCUCUCAAAUGAACCCGAUCCCCUGUCUCAAUUGAAAUCCUCUAGUCGUCUCCAGUUGGGAGAUAAAUAUCCUUCUUGGGUGCCCCUUAUUCUGGAAUCCUCUUACCGAGCCAUCGAUCCGGAAUUUGCUAGAGAUGAUUGGGCGUCAAUGUCAAAACGUCAAGCAGAAGUUGAUCGUAUCCUAUUGUCAAAUAACCCGAAAACGAAAGCGGAAGCUGCUGCUGCUGCUGCCGCCGCCGUUGCCGACGAAACGUCUUCAUCAAACUUGAACUUGGAUGCACAUGAUGGGCUUAAGAGAGAAGCGGUGGGCGGUGAUGAUUUCCACACAACUCUUGAAAAUCAGCGGCUCUCACUUGCUCCGCUGGAAGAAAUAAUAGGCUAUAGGUUCCGUCGGAUUAGGAUACUUCUGCAAGCUAUUACUCAUCCCUCCUCUGAGAUGGCAUUCAAGUGGGGUUGCUACCAGAGAUUGGAGUUUCUAGGAGAUGCAAUCUUGGACUUUAUUGUGACCCAACGCAUCUUCACUGAAAAUCCCCAUAUGGAUCCGGGUGAAUUGACGGAUUUAAAAAUUGCUCUCGUGUCGAACGUUAACUUGGCUAUUGUUUGCAUUCGGAAGGAGAUCUACAAGUUCCUAGGUCACAUGGAUAACAACUUGUGGACAUUCAUAAAUAACUUUAAGAAUGCUGUGUCGCAGAAUUUUGGCAAUAUUUGGCAGCUGGAGCACGAAUGCAAUCAACGCAAUGAGUCACUCUCGUACAAAGUCCUAGGUGAUAUGGUGGAGGCCAUAAUCGGCGCCGUCUACGUGGAUUGUGGUGGAAAUACUAGUAUCGUGACUGGUGUCAUUUACAACCUCCUGGAGGAUAAUAUUAGAGAAUACAGUAAGAGCCCUCCAAUGGAUCCCGUGCGUCUGUUGCACGAAACGUACCCAGAUCUUGAAAUUAAGAAAGUUGAAGGUGGUCCGAGUCCCCAGGACUCACCUUCGGAUAGUGAUGGCCGACAAAUGCCUACUUGGUUAAAUAACCAGAACGGUAGUUUUCAAACCCGCCUCAAGAUCACUGCCAAAUGUGGUGAUCGUAUUCUAACCGGUGAAGGAUUCAAUAUUCGCACUGCGAAACUCGAGAUUGCUCAGCAAUUAGGUAUCAUUAAAUGCUGA
Rodentolepis nana is the source of this 3054-nucleotide messenger RNA. The record is from the annotation of a GenBank genome assembly. Lineage: Eukaryota; Metazoa; Platyhelminthes; Cestoda; Cyclophyllidea; Hymenolepididae.